GGCGAUUUGGAGGCGGGUGUGCAGUGGAGGAGGACCUGCGCGGGGCUCUGCGUCCCCGACUUAGCCUGUCCGGUGCGCUCGCCCGCUGGUCAUGCCCUGCAGACUCUGAAUGGGCACCAAUCCGGCUCCAGGAGCGCGAGGCGCCGCGGCCCGGGCCAUGGGCAACUUCCAGCUGGAAGACUUUGUGGCGGGUUGGAUCGGAGGUGCAGCCAGUGUCAUUGUCGGCCACCCUCUGGACACGGUCAAGGCCCGCCUGCAGGCUGGCAAUGGCUACGGGAGCACCCUCAGCUGCAUCCGCACCGUGUACAGAAGGGAGAGUGUGUUCGGCUUCUUCAAGGGCAUGUCCUUCCCCCUUGCCAGCAUCGCUGUCUACAACUCAGUGGUGUUCGGGGUCUUCAGCAACACACAGAGGUUCCUCAGCCACCAUCGGUGCCAAGAGCCCGAGGCUGGUCCGCACCAUGUGCUGUCUGACCUGCUCCUGGCCAGCAUGGUGGCUGGUGUGGUCUCUGUUGGGCUGGGAGCACCCGUGGACCUCAUCAAGAUCCGGCUGCAGAUGCAGACACAGCCGUUUCAGGAAGCCAGCCUUGGAGUGAAGCCCCGGGUGGCAGCUCUUGGGGAGCAGCCAGCCUAUCAAGGGCCUGUGCAUUGCAUCGCAACCAUCGUGAGAACCGAAGGCCUGGCAGGGCUGUACCGGGGCGCCAGUGCCAUGCUGCUGAGGGACGUCCCAGGCUACUGCCUCUACUUCAUCCCCUAUGUGUUCCUGAGUGAUUGGAUCACGCCCGAUGCCCGUGCAGGCCCCAGCCCCUGUGCUGUGUGGCUGGCAGGCGGCAUGGCAGGAGCAAUUUCCUGGGGGACAGCAACUCCUAUGGAUGUUGUGAAGAGUCGAAUGCAAGCUGAUGGGGUUUAUGUGAACAAAUACAAAGGUGUCCUGGACUGUAUCUCCCAGAGUUACCAGAAGGAAGGUCUUAAAGUGUUUUUCAGAGGCAUCACGGUCAAUGCCGUGCGGGGCUUCCCCAUGAGCGCGGCCAUGUUCCUGGGCUACGAGCUCUCGCUGCAGGCGAUCCGCGGGGACCACGUGGUGACCAGCCCCUGAGCGCCAGGGCCAGGAUCACCUGACCAGGGCCUCCUUCCGCUACAGCUGAUGCAGUGGGGAAUUAACUGAAGAGAAAGAAGGUCUCCCCUCCAACCCUCAGUUAUCCGUGCUCCCCUCGGAAUCCCUUCUUUCCCAUCUGCAAGCACUCUGUUCCUCACCUGCAGGCCAGGGCCCUGAGCUGCUGCCUGGGGCCGACCGUGGAGCCAUCACCAUCUGUGUCAGAUCCUCACUGGCCCCUGGUAACAAGCGGGAGGAAAUAGACCCUGCACCUGCGACUGCUGUAAACUCACUGGAGAUUCACGGAGGAGCCGAUGUUGUCUCUUGAGUUUCCAUAUAAAAACAUUUCUGUAUCAGAUGCUUCUGCCUGCUUCCAGGAGACUGGCCACCCUCGUUCUUCCCUCUGUUAGACCCUCGUAGAUGUCACCAGCCCAGAGAAGAGCCCACUGCAUGCAGGAGACUCUUCAGGAAUGUCAGUGUAUUGCCUGCUAUGGUUUGGUUGCAUGGCUGUUCACAGGAAAAAGACUGUGGGGACAAAGUUAACAAAGGCAGAGUGACUAAAACAGCACGGAAACCAGCAGCCCCAGGAGCCACCCUACCCAGAGCCUGAUGGAGUUGGCAUUGACAUUCACGUGAAAAUAACCAACCAGAGCACAUCACAGAAGGAAUGGGCAGACACAAACAGUCAGUCACCUGCAAAAGAGAAGUUUCAGAGUGAAGAUUCCAGAUGUGAAAAUUAAAAUUGGUUUGGAAAGUUCUUAAAAGAGCAUAUACUCACGUUGCUGCUGCAGCUGCAUUUUGAAGGUGGAUGUUUCUAAACUUCCCAGUCCUUUGAUGGGGCUGUUCUAAUCACUGUGAGCCAGAAAGCAGUCUCACUGUAGCUCUAUGACGAGUGGUGAUGGAUCACUGGUGUUUGGCUGAACUAUGCAGAAGGGAAGUAUCUUGGUGGCAAACAAGGUAAAAAGAAAUUAGCUUUUUUGCUAAAUUCACAGAUCCUCCUGCAGCUAUGACUUCCAUGCCUGUCCUCUGCAGGUACUAAGAAGGUGCAAAGGCCUCCCAGCUUAUAGCAAACACUUUUAUUACAGAGUUCUGUAUCUAUGCCCUUUGCUCCUGCUAAGGUCUGCCUGGAAUAUUCUUCCUCAGCUCUUCCAUUUGUGGCCCAUUCUCAUCCUUCAGGUUUCAACUCAAAAGCCACCUCCUCCAUGAAGCCCACUCUGACUCUAGUAAUCAUUGCAAUCUGCAGGAUUCUGUCAUAGCGUCUGUUCCUCCUACUGGAACAUAAGUUCCAUGAGAGCUGAUGCAAUGACUGACUCUUGUUCAUCUUUGUAUUCCCAGAGCACGGUCUGUAUAUUAAGUGCUCAGCAGUUACCAGUGCAAUGAAUGAAUGACGAAUAAAUUUAAUUUUGUAAAAACUUAUUAAAUUUAUAUUAUUUAUGAAAUGACCCGUACAUGUUCCCAGUGGAUCAGUAACCAAAAAAAAAAAA
Messenger RNA from Vicugna pacos (alpaca), 2574 nucleotides. It is a transcript of the gene SLC25A48, whose product is annotated as solute carrier family 25 member 48. Gene Ontology annotation, biological process: transmembrane transport. Gene Ontology annotation, molecular function: transmembrane transporter activity. Gene Ontology annotation, cellular component: mitochondrion. The record is from RefSeq and is a predicted model, not a curated record. Lineage: Eukaryota; Metazoa; Chordata; Mammalia; Artiodactyla; Camelidae.